AUGACACUAGCCCUUUUCCGUAUCAUCGAAGCAGACAAGGGAUCGAUAAGAAUUGACGGUUUGGAUAUCGCAUCAGUUGGUCUGCAUCAGUUGCGAUCCAACAUUACAAUAAUACCUCAAGUUCGUUACACUCUUCACCUUGCCCACAAUUACGUGCAUUCACUCGUCAAUUCUGCGUAA
This is a messenger RNA of Anisakis simplex (herring worm), 180 nucleotides long. The record is from the annotation of a GenBank genome assembly. Lineage: Eukaryota; Metazoa; Nematoda; Chromadorea; Rhabditida; Anisakidae.